CUGCAUGUCGGACUUUUGUGCUUUUCACAAAAAAUGAAGUGCAUAUAUAUAUAUAUAUAUAUAUAUAUAUGUGUGUGUGUAUAUAUGUAUAUGGCGAGUAGUAGGCAUAAGAUCACUUGAGGAAAUUUCAUGGCUGAUCAGGAUAUGAUCACCUACGUUGCGGUGGGAAAAGAUGUGAAAGACUGCAAAUCAAUCCUGUCUUGGGCCAUAGAGAACAACGUCCGAGGAAGCAGGAUUUGCAUCAUUCAUGUUCACAAGCCUGCAAAGCUGUUCCCUUUAGUGCGAAGCUUAAUGACGGAAAGGAAGGUCAGAGAACGCCUGGAAAGUGGUACACAAAGUAUGCAUGCAAUCAUGGAGGAAUACUUUGUUUUCUGCCAACAAAAGGGGGUACAGGCACAAACGCAAACCAUUGAAAUGAACUCUAUUAGGGAGGGAAUCGUAAAACUCAUCUCUAAAUAUGGGAUCAGGAAGCUUGUCAUAGGAUCAACAUCGGCCAAUCACUAUAAAAGAAAAGUGGAAGUGGGGUCUAAGAAAGCGAAGUAUGUGUGUAAAACUGCACCUCUCUCGUGUCAAGUACAAGUCAUUUGCAAGGGCCACCUCAUAUUUACCAGGGAAGCAAGUGCAACAGACACUGAAACUGGACAAUCAAACCUAAAUAGAUCACGGUCUGGUCCUUCGGGGUACAACAACAGGGUCGGCAGUCCCUUAAUUGAAUGCUCAGACUUCCCCAAAUUACGGUCUGUUACGGUUGGGCGCAAUAGGAGCACUCCUCUGGCUGCUCUAAUUGCUUCUUUCCCGGAACGUUCUAAAGAGCUUUCAUCUCCAGCGAGUCCUGGGGAUUCUAGUUACUCAGCACGCUCUCCCACAAGACCGGUUGAAAUAACUCUAAAUGGAUGGAAUGAUAGAAAUGGCAAAGCAUUGCAGUAUAGCUGCUCAAUCUCUCCGCCGGCAGCUUUGGAUUAUUCAAGAAGCUCUUCUACUCUGGAUCUCGCUCCUUCAGUUGUGCAACAAAGUCCGAGGUUGAUUUCCAGUUCAAGUAACAUAUCAACUUCUUCUAAUGGAGCUCACAAUGUUGUGCAGGAGCGGAGCUUAGAAGAGCAGCUUCAACAAGCGAUGGCAGCUUUAAAAAAAGAGGCACUCGUGCGUCAAAGAGCAGAGGGAUAUAUGAUUGACGCUAUACGAAGAGCCCAAGAUGCAGAGAAUCAGAGAGACAACUACAUAGAAGAACUAUGGAUUUCCAAAGAACAGGAAACAUCAUUAAAGAGCCAACUUGCAGAGUUACAGAAAGAAAGGGAUGAAUUGCAGAUGGAGCGUGAUCAUGCACUGAAAGAAGCUGAAGGGCUAAAGAAAAAAGAAGAGGACUCAAAUGGACACAUGCUCGAGCUACCUGAAUUCUCCCUUUCUAAAAUUGCAGAAGUUACUCAAGGAUUUCAUGAAUCCCAGAAAAUUGGACAAGGAGGAUAUGGUAACAUUUAUAUAGGUCGCCUCCAAACUGAGGUAGCUAUAAAGAUGUUACAUUCUCAUGGCUCCCAAGGCUCCCAAGAGUUCCAAAUGGAGGUUAAUGUAUUGGGUCAGUUGAGGCACCCCAAUCUUGUGAAACUCAUUGGAUCUUGCCCCGAAGCUUUUGCACUCAUCUAUGAAUAUCUUCCUAAUGGAAGUCUUGAAGAUCGACUCAAAUGCAAGGACAACAGUCCUCCAUUGUCAUGGCAAACUCGACUACGGAUCGCCAUAGAGCUAUGCUCUGUCCUCGUGUAUCUUCAUUCCAGUACUCGACCUCGCACCAUAGUGCAUGGAGAUUUGAAACCAGCCAAUAUUCUCCUUGAUUCCAACUAUGUAUGUAAACUUAGUGACUUUGGAAUUUGCCGUGUGUUAAGCCGCGAUCGAAGUUCAAGUGACAGUGUAACACUGAGUCAUAACACUGUCCCAAAGGGAACUUUGCCUUACUUAGAUCCUGAAUUUCUUCAAAGAGGAGUUCUUACUGUGAAGUCAGAUGUUUACUCCUUUGGAAUCAUUUUACUGCAAUUGUUGACAGGGAAAUCACCACCCUACUCUAUAGUAGAUGAAGUCAACUCUGCCUUACUUGCAGGCAAUUUUGAAUCCCUUUUGGAUCCUUCGGCUGGACGUUGGCCAUUGGAGGUUGCUCAAUCUUUGGCUGAAUUGGCACUGAUGUGUUCUGACAAUUACAGAAAAAGGAGACCAGAUCUUGGGACUCGUGUCUUGGAGCUACUCGAAUCAUUAAGGGAUCCAACAUGAGGCACUUGAAAGGAUUAUCAGCCAAGUUGGAGCUUGGCUAUAAAUUGUUAAAUGUUGUGUGAUUUGAUUAAUUGUCAAGUAUUUUUGCAGGAAUAUGGAUGUUUGAGUGGUAUUUGUAGGUGAGAGUCUAUUCUAAAACUCCAUUGAACUAUGAGUUGUUUGAAUAAAUAUUUUUGGAUAAUAUUUAUAAAGAAAUGAUUUGUACAUGCCUCAAAUAGAUAUGCUCUAACACAGAUCUUUGUAAAAAAAGUGGACCACUCCUUAAAACAUUAUUAUCAAGUGUUAUCGACGGAGGUGGAGCUAGCUAGUUGGCUGCUAAACAAAAAAAAUUGUUUGCUGA
Molecule: messenger RNA, 2593 nt
Organism: Juglans microcarpa x Juglans regia
Lineage: Eukaryota; Viridiplantae; Streptophyta; Magnoliopsida; Fagales; Juglandaceae
Product: U-box domain-containing protein 33-like
Exons: 8
Coding region: 130-2253 (707 amino acids)
Biological process (GO): protein phosphorylation
Molecular function (GO): protein kinase activity; ATP binding
Source: RefSeq, a predicted model, not a curated record